AAAGAUAUGAAGAAAAAAAGCAAGAAAAAGAAUAUCUUGAUGAUCUAUUACAAGAACUCGAACAACAAGAACUACUAGGCGACGAAAAUGAACUUUUCAGAUAUAAGAUAGGUGAUGCGUUUAUUUCAGUUACUUUAGAAGACGCUAGACAACGCGUAAUAAAGGAUGAAGAACUAUUAACAGAAGAAUUAGAAAAACUCAAUAAUGAGAUGAAAACUUUGAAUACUGAAAUGGAUAAAUUAAAAGUGUUAUUGUAUGGAAAAUUUGGCAAGGCUAUUAACCUGGAAAAAGAUUGA
Messenger RNA from Scutellospora calospora, 296 nucleotides. The record is from the annotation of a GenBank genome assembly. Lineage: Eukaryota; Fungi; Glomeromycota; Glomeromycetes; Diversisporales; Gigasporaceae.